Molecule: messenger RNA, 546 nt
Organism: Pelobates cultripes (western spadefoot toad)
Lineage: Eukaryota; Metazoa; Chordata; Amphibia; Anura; Pelobatidae
Source: the annotation of a GenBank genome assembly
AUGGCGGAUAACGCUUGUGGCAAAGGAUCCAAUGAAAAAGCACCUGAUGUAGUAACAAAAUUGCAGGGUCACUUUGAAGAAUUUUGGAGGAAGCUGAAAUGUAUCCUCCAAGGGCAACCAAAGCAUACCCCAGAGAGUGACUCACCAAUACCCUCUCGAUCUGCUACUCGAACUCUGAAAACCUCUCCACGUGCUCACACCUCCACACAGAGGCAUGUAUUCUCCAGCGAGAGCCGCACCACGCGACCUCGGCGAGCCCCUAUACCCAUGCGACGCAGACACCGGAGGAGGCUCAAGCGGGCCCCAGUGGCGGGCACCCGGAGACCACUCAACCGGCAACACCCUCAGAAGCAGAGGUCUGAUUCCAGACCGCAGAGGGAAAACCCCAGAUAUCAGGUGCAGAACACAGCAACGAACACCCUACUCACCCAUGGCACAUCGCCAUGCCUGAGCCGCAGGGUCUUUGGACACCGACUACAUCAUGGGGCUAUGACCUACCCAGAACUGGAGAGGAUUAACCAAGACUCAGGUCCCCCCUCUCAGUAA